Molecule: messenger RNA, 4729 nt
Organism: Jaculus jaculus (lesser Egyptian jerboa)
Lineage: Eukaryota; Metazoa; Chordata; Mammalia; Rodentia; Dipodidae
Gene: Srsf11
Product: serine and arginine rich splicing factor 11
Exons: 13
Coding region: 2687-3592 (301 amino acids)
Biological process (GO): RNA splicing
Cellular component (GO): nucleoplasm
Molecular function (GO): RNA binding
Source: RefSeq, a predicted model, not a curated record
UGAUUCGCCUUUGCCAGUCUCAUCUCGUGUCUGCUUUGUUAAGUUCCAUGACCCGGACUCCGCAGUUGUGGCACAACAUCUGACAAACACUGUGUUCGUUGACAGAGCUUUGAUAGUCGUACCGUAUGCUGAAGUGGAGAAGGCAAAUGCAAAACCCUUCCAGAUGACUGAAAAACAGUGGGUCCUCUGCAGCUACAGGGGAUUCUAGCCAUUAACUAAAGGCCAGCAAGCACUCCAGUCCCCCAAGUGUUUUCCUGGUGUAACCAUUUGUUAACUACAUUUUCUCUCUUUUUACAUUUUAGGCUGUUAAAGUAAUUUGACAGAAAAAAAUGAGCAGGUUUUUUGGAUCUAAAAGCCACUGUGACAAGACAGCACUAUUUUCAUGCCAUUAUGUAACUCUAAGGCAUACUUUAUACAUAGUUUGUUCCCAGUGUACUGCUACUUGAUUUGCUUUUUGGUAACUAUAAAUUUUGAUCAGAGAAAUCAUUGACAUGACUGAUAUACUUACUUUAAGUUAAUACUGAGUUAAUAAACUGGCCAGGAUCUACAUGUUUCCCCUUUCCUUUAAUCACCACCUGGUCAGUGGAAGCAGAUUCUUGUAACUGUUCGAUUUGGAUGCUCUCUUAGGUAAUUGAAUACAAAUGUGAAGAUUUACACCAUACUUUGUGAAAGUUGUCAAAUGUCUAAACAUAGAGAAAUUGCCUCUGGUUUUCUAAAGAAAUUUACUUAUAUUCAGAGCUGGGUUAUAAGGCAUGCUUUAUAAUGACAAUACAUCUAUCUCCAUGGUAUUGAAAUAUUAUUGAGAAGAAAAGAGAGAAAGAAACUAGUGAUUUAAUAUGUUUUAGAUAAGUGAUUCCUUUUAUUUCAGUAUGCCUGAUGUAAUAUAAGACAACCACCAACAGAAAACUUAUAGAAUUCAAAUACUCAAGUUCAGGGUGAGCAAAAUGCAUAGAUAAUAGAUCUUGAAACAGGUGGUAUCAUGUGAGUAAUGUGCAGAAUGUUUCAGUUAGCCUUGAAAAUUUAAUGGGUUCUUACUGGCAGCAUUAAUGUCAAGCCUGGGGCCAAAUACAGUAUAUCAUAUAAUUGGUUUUUAGACCUUUUUAAACCAUGGUAGAUUUUGUAAAUAAGGUUUUAAAAGUGAGAUUUGGGGGAAUAUAUAUAUUAAAUUUAGAAAUAUGUAGUUCAGAAAUCUCUUUGCUGUACUUAAUCUGUGGUAUGAUGUGCUGUAUUAAUGUUACCUCCACAAGUAAACUGAUGUAUUCAACCCUUUUGUUGCCAUUCACUCUGGUUUUAGCUCUUAACGCUUUGGUGUUGGUUCUUGGUCAGUGUUUAGCAUGAUAGACACAAAGUAUACGGUAAGGAAUAGUCUUACUUGUAAAGCAGAUAGCUGGAAUUGGAAGGAACUCUUAAUAGUAAUGGAUUUGGGGGUUAUUUAGGUUCCUUGGUUAAUGUUUGUUUCUUUUGUCUGUUUCUUUUUCUUUCAUUUCUACACAUUCAUGCAGUAUUUCAUGGUUCUAUCAAAGCAGCAGUAAAAAAAAUACUCUUGACGCAUGAAAAUAAACUGUUCUUUUCCCUGGUUCAGCCUGAACUAUAUACCAGGCCCUGCUGAAAAUACCACCCAACAGUUUUCUUCUGCAGCUUAUCCAGUUUCUCUUAAGUGCCCUGUACAUAUUGUAUGUUUAUGAUGAGAUGCAGUUUCUUAAUAUGCAUUACAGAAAUACUACUGGUAUUUGCAAAUAUGUAGUUUGUAAUUGUAUUCUUGAACUCUCAUUUUGGGGGCUUGGGCACAUUAACAAAGAUUAAUCCAUCUGUAUAGGGCUUUUGCUGUUGGAUAGAAUUUAAAUUGUCUACGUAAAUAAUUUGUUUUAGGACCCUUAGAUUUUUAUCUGAAUACACAGAUUUAGGCUUUGAAAACAGACAUAACUAAAGUUUUGGGCUUAAGGAGGUUUGAUUAGUUAGCUCUUAAACUGAUGUUGCAUAGCAGCAUUUCUUGAUGUGGUUAGCAUGGCACAUGCUGGAACAUAGAGCCUUUUACUGUACAGGUAAGGAAUGUGCCAUGUUUUACCUAUUCACUAUCCCACACAUACACACAGACACACACAUCCCAUGUGUAUUCAGAGACCACCAAAAAAGAAACAUACUUGUUUUCAUGAGUCAGCAAAAGCCCUACGCUUGAUUCCAACAGAGUAUUUCCUUUACAUACUUUUCUUCUCUUAAUUUUUACAAAAAUUUGUAUGGUAGGUGUAAAGAAAAUCAUAGUAACUGUACCAUAUUAUUAACCCCUAAAUCAAACUUUUUUUGUCUUGUGUAUCUUGAUUUUUCUGUGUGCUUUAUAGUGAAGCAGCCGACACGAGUCGUUGUUCAUAAAACAGCUUUUGAAAGUUGAGAGCACACCCCUGGAGAACCGACUGUGCUUGCUUACGUUUGGUUCAUGACUUAAAAAUCGAGUACAGGAGUUAUUCCUGAUGAGACUAAGGCUUUGUCUCUGUUGGCACCAGCUAAUGCAGUGGCAGGUCUUCUGCCUGGUGGUGGACUCCUGCCUACACCCAACCCACUUACUCAGAUUGGCGCCGUUCCAUUGGCGGCUUUGGGAGCUCCAACUCUUGAUCCUGCCCUUGCUGCUCUUGGGCUUCCUGGAGCAAACUUGAAUUCUCAGUCUCUUGCUGCAGAUCAGCUGCUGAAACUUAUGAGUACUGUUGAUCCCAAGUUGAAUCAUGUCGCUGCUGGUCUUGUCUCACCAAGUCUGAAAUCAGACACUUCUAGUAAAGAGAUAGAAGAAGCUAUGAAAAGAGUCCGUGAGGCGCAGUCCCUGAUUUCUGCCGCUAUCGAGCCAGAUAAGAAAGAAGAAAAGAGAAGACAUUCAAGGUCAAGAUCACGUUCUAGGAGGAGGAGGACGCCCUCGUCUUCUAGACACAGGCGGUCAAGAAGCAGGUCGAGGAGGCGGUCACAUUCUAAAUCCAGGAGUAGACGGAGAUCCAAAAGUCCAAGACGGAGAAGAUCUCAUUCCCGAGAGAGGGCUAGAAGGUCAAGAAGCACAUCAAAAACCAGAGACAAAAAGAAAGAAGACAAAGAAAAGAAACGUUCCAAAACACCACCAAAAAGCUACAGCACAGCCAGACGUUCUAGAAGUGCAAGCAGAUGGCACAUUUGUGAUUCUAGAGAGAGACGGCGAAGAAGAAGCAGGAGUGGGAGCAGAUCCCCAAAGAAGCCUAGGUCUCCUAAAAGGAAACUGUCUCGCUCACCAUCCCCAAGGAGACAUAAAAAGGAGAAGAAGAAAGAUAAAGACAAAGAGAGAAGCAGAGAUGAAAGGGAGCGCUCAACCAGCAAGAAGAAGAAAAGUAAAGACAAGGAAAAGGAGCGGGAAAGGAAGCCAGAGAGUGAUAAAGACAUCAAACAGGUGACGCGGGAUUAUGAUGAAGAGGAGCAAGGCUAUGACAGCGAAAAAGAGAAGAAGGAGGAGAAAAAACUAACAGAAGCAGUAUCCCCUAAAAUAAAGGAGUGUUCUGUGGAGAAGGGGGCAGGCGAAGUCCUACGAGAGUCCAAAGUGAACGGGGAUGACCAUCAUGAGGAAGACAUGGACAUGAGUGACUGAGCACUGCAGCAACCGUGCUUGUGCUCGGUGUCCUCCGAGUGAGUCAGUGCUGCGUGUUCAUCUCCGCCUCGAUGCACAGCUCCACGACCAGGGCUGCACAGCUGCGGAUAGUGGUCUCUAGUUACUGACACCAAAAGCUUUUAGAGAAUGGGACCUGGGUAACCACUCCUGUGUGGUGACAUCUGAUGGUGUGCCCGAGCAGUCGUACUAUUCUGGUGCUGCUUGUAACAAACAUGAACCGCUGCAUGCAUCUCCAGCAGGCAUGGAUUGUUUCUGUUGUAUGAUCUCUUAUUAAGUACGUCACUUAGUAUUCUAGAAUCUGAGUCAUUGCCGUGAUAGAGCCAUGUAGGGAAUGCACUGAUUGCAUGUUACUGUGGCGAGAAUAUCCUAAAUGUCAUUAAAGUCCUCCAACAUGACAAAUCUAUUAUGGUCUUGUUUGUUGACAUGACAAAUUAACAUUCUUAGAGUUACACCUGGAAACAAGCAUUUGUAAUAGAUAAUCCUUUAAGCCUUAUGGCUAAAUUUUUGUGGCUUUAUUUAACUUUCAAAGGUUAUAUAUGCACUAACCUUUUUUGAUGGCUAAGUAGGCUGUAAUUACAGAAAGAAGUUUUCAAAUAAAACUGGCAGUGAGACAUAGAAUAUUUUUAAUUAGAGUUGUACCCCAUUUCAUAGGUAUUUAGGAGGGUUUUUUCCUCCCCAAAUAAUUUAUUUCACACAUACCAGUGAAAGCUACCUGCUUAUCCAGUCCAUUUGUAAAAUAAAGUUACCUCAUCCUGAUUUUCAAUUUUCAACUUUUAUUAAUUUGUUUUAAAGCUGUUUGAAAAAAAAGGAGGGUAGUGCAUUUUAAAUUGACCUUUGUAUGCUUUUAAAGUAAGACAAAUCUACUUGAUAAUGUACUUUAUUUGAUCUCAAGUUGUAUAAAAACCAAUAAAUUUGUGUUCCUAUGACUGCAGUAGUAAUCUUAUGCACAGUGAUUCCAUGUUAUGCAAACUAGGUAGGCAAUUGUUUUCUUAGAUACAGGGGUUUGAAGCUUCACUUUUGUGCAGUAACAGAAGUAGGCUACCAUCUGUGCCAUGUUGAUGUACAGUUUCUGGAAUUGUUUUACAAGACUUUGAUAAUAAAACCCUUAAACCUAGA